CCACAGGACCAAAACAGUCACAAUCCAAAUCAACCAGUAUGGCGUUGACCCAACUAGCAGAUGUAGCGGCACGGUCUGCACCCCCAGCAGCGAUCACAGAGGCAUCAUCUUCACCUGCGUCUCCAGCUCCUGUGGCCAAGAAACGGCGCGUGGAGAGGCGCGAGCGGCUGCGCAAGAGCGCUUUGUGCAAACAUUUCGACAAGCCCGGCGGCUGCCCAUUCCCAAACUGCAAAUUUGCCCAUGGCCGAGCGGAGGUAAAUGACAGCGACACGCACUCGGUGGCGGCCCAGAGGCGACUCAUUCGGGAGCAGGCGAUUCAUCGCGCCGAAGAGCAAUUCCAGACAGCAGACGCAGGCGCUGUCACCUCCAAACGUAGAGGAACAAUGGCAAGCUGUUGGUUACUGAAGAUUCUGUUGGACUGGAGACUAAUUGGUGCUGUGCAGAUUGAGCGCUACUACACGGAGAUGUUCUCUUGCGAUACGAUGGGUAAGCCCAUGGAGGACCAGUAUGUGCACAUGCACUCCAACCGUCUGUGUGUGGUGGGCGUGGCCGAGUCCCACCCGGUCAUGCUGGAAGAGCUGGUGAGUGUCGAGUUCACACAGAACGUGUUGGAAAGCCGCGUGACAGGCAAGAAGAAGAAAGGUGGUCGCUUCAUGCUGCCGAACACGGUGCUCUGCGUUCUCAAGUGCAAGAGUGGCCGUGAAUUUAAUCUCUACAGUUGCAUUCGCGGUGCGCUGAUCGAGGUCAAUGAACGUCUGCAAAAAGAACCGGAGCUAUUGAAGCAAAAGGUGAGUGAGUUGUCUACUGACUACGUGACCUUGACUAAUGGGUCUUCCUUUUUUGCUGGACACUGUUGUUCUUGUAGCACCAAUCGGACGGAUACCUUGUCAUCAUUCAACCGAAGAAGGUGGAGGUGGCGGAGAUCCAGGAGUCACUGCUGUCGAAGGAAGAGUACCAGCAGUUCCGAGCCAUUUCGAAGGCUAAUUCGGCAUCGGAUGCAUCGCCACAGAAGCCUGCUGAGUCAACCUUAGCUAAAGACACGCCUGAUGUCAAGCAAGAACGCAAGGGUGAGCCGGUGUCCGAUACCAAUAUCGUGAAGGAUGAACCCAUGGCCGAUACUGUGAAGGAAGAGUCGAAGGAUGAACCGACGUUUGAUAGCGUGAAGUUAGAGCCACCGUCCGGUACCGUGAAGGACGAACCGAUGUCGGAGGAUGCAUCCAUGGAAGAGUAGAAGCGAACGGCAUACUAAUAGACGCCUUGAAAAACACCA
This is a messenger RNA of Phytophthora nicotianae INRA-310, 1270 nucleotides long. RefSeq lists its product as hypothetical. NCBI's taxonomy places the organism in Eukaryota, Oomycota, Peronosporomycetes, Peronosporales, Peronosporaceae. Bases 39 to 1031 code for a protein of 330 amino acids. Gene Ontology annotation, molecular function: metal ion binding. The transcript has 2 exons. The record is from RefSeq and is a predicted model, not a curated record. Gene Ontology annotation, cellular component: nucleus.